This is a messenger RNA of Lampris incognitus (smalleye Pacific opah), 3636 nucleotides long. It is a transcript of the gene spata13, whose product is annotated as spermatogenesis associated 13. The transcript has 12 exons. NCBI's taxonomy places the organism in Eukaryota, Metazoa, Chordata, Actinopteri, Lampriformes, Lampridae. Bases 88 to 3048 code for a protein of 986 amino acids. The record is from RefSeq and is a predicted model, not a curated record. Gene Ontology annotation, molecular function: guanyl-nucleotide exchange factor activity; protein binding.
GGGAGACGAGGAGGAGGUGCUACAGAUAGGGGAGCAGACCAUCAGGAACCAGCACUGGAGUCAGAGGUCAGUGCUCCUGCAGAAGGCAUGAAUGUGAACACCAAUGUGAAGGUAUUGAGCAGACUGAGCAAGAGUGCUGAGAACCUUAACCUUCUUAAGAUCCCUUUCAGACGCAAAGACCCUUCUCCUGGCCCCCCUUCACCCCAGCCAGACUCCCCAAGAUCUAGCAGGCCCAAUGGGAUGUCAAGCAUCCAAAGGACAGCCAGUGCCUCCUCGGUGGACCUUCGAGGUCGCAGUGUCCGUCGCUGGAAGAGUCCAUUGAGGGCUAAAGGCCAGAUGCUGAAGAUGGUUGGCAGCAUGAGUGACCUGACCAGCCGGCGCAGGCCCAGUUCCUCCCCAGGACCCUCCCCCACCUCACCGCUGUCACCCCUUAGCCGUCUCCACGACGACUACUCCCGCCGUGUGCCUUGUCUGCCAGCCAUUGAGCGUCAACGCCGGCCCUCCCCUUCCAGAAAACGGGCUCCUGGUGAGAGGACUCAGGCACCCAUUGAACAGCCACACCCUGACUGUGAAGCCAGCCCAGUCCAACACCAGGUUCUCAUCAGCCCAGUCCCUAUGGAUCCAUCAGAGGAAGCAAAACAGUCUUCUCUUUGUGUCUCUUCUCAUUAUGAACCGCCGCCUGUAACUUCAGUGAAUGAUUGUACUCUGGGAUGGGACUCACCUGCACUCAGCCACUGGGAACCACUAGAAAGCACAGAACAGAUCCGUGUCGAGUCCCAACCAAAUAAGGCCGCAUCGGACGAACAGGGGCGAGAGGCGCUUCUUCGAGCGGAGGAAGCCUCUCCGACAGCUAGCGGCACCACCCCCCCCCUCUCGCCGACGUGUCUCUCGGAGUCGCCCACGCCGCCCAAGGAGACGGCCGCGGCGUCCGCAGAAGCAUCGUCCGUCACCCCCAGGAGAAGGGCGGGCCGGGCGCGGCCUCGGCCCAUCUCUGACUACGGGCAGCUGGUUUCCCGGAAAUACCAAAUUCCCGAGGAGGAGGCAGAACUCCUUGCCGAGGGAAGGACUACUGGCGGAACGCCGCGCCAAAGUUGCAGCUGUAACGGCGGAGAUGGGGGUGGAGACGGUCCUGAGGAUCACAGCGUGAACGGGGAUAUUCAGGGCGGCCGGCAGCGGCCCGUCUCCGUCAUAGGAGUUGUGAACCCAUUCGCCGCUCCUGAUGCCGAGGGGAAGGAGGACCGCCUUCCCUCCCCCCUGUCGCGACCACCCAUCCCUUCGCACCAGGUGCCCCCUUACAGAGCAGUGUCGGCCAGGUUCCGCCCCUCAACCCUCUCCCAGAGCACCCCCAUAGGACUGGACCGGGUGGGCCGGCGCAGGAUCCACCGAGUGCUCAGCGAUGGGGCAUCCGAAUGCCCGGCAGCACUCGACGACAGCGUGAGCGAGGAGGAGGGGAGUUUUGACGAGCUCAGUGACGUCACGCCGUACCUGCAGCCCGGGGUGGAGCUCUCCACGCUUAACGAGUGGAUAAGCUCCGGCCAUGCGGUGUACGCCGAGGCCCUCUGGGACCAUGUGACUAUGGGGGAGCAGGAGCUGGCCUUCAAGGCAGGGGACGUGAUCCGCGUCCUGGACGCCUCUCACAAGGACUGGUGGUGGGGCAGGGGGGCUGACAAGGAAGCCUGGUUCCCUUCCAGUUUUGUCCGGGUGCGUGUGAACCAGGAAGACUGGAGCGGGGAGGGUGCUGUGGACCAGGAGGAGCCGGCCCCCAGAGACACACACAGCACCCAGCACAGGGAGCAGAUGAGGUCCAACGUGGUCCAGGAGAUCAUGAACACUGAGCGCAUCUACAUCAAGCACCUCAGGGACAUCUGUGAGGGUUACAUCCGCCAGUGCCGCAAGCACCUGAACAUGUUCACCGAGCCGCAGCUCAGGACCAUCUUCAGCAACAUAGACGACAUCUACAAGUUCCAGCGGCAGUUCCUCCGUGACCUGGAGAAAAACUACAAUAAAGACCGACCGCACCUCAGUGAAAUAGGCUCCUGUUUUCUGCUGCAGGGGGAGGGCUUCUCCAUCUACUCCGAGUACUGUAACACCCACCCGGCAGCCUGCGCCGAGCUGCAGCGUCUGAUGAAGAUCGGCCGCUACAAGCACUUCUUCGAGGCUUGUCGCCUCCUCCAGCAAAUGAUAGAUAUUUCCAUCGCGGGCUUCCUGCUCACGCCCGUCCAGAAGAUCUGCAAAUACCCUCUCCAGCUGGGAGAGCUGCUCAAGUAUACGCCCAAGGACCACAGUGACUACGACGGAGUGAGCAGCGCUUAUGAGGCGAUGAAGAACGUGGCCAGUCUGAUUAAUGAGAGGAAGAGGAGGCUGGAGAACGUCGACGCCAUCGCCCACUGGCAGGUCGCCAUUCUCCACUGGGAGGGAGCCGACGUGCUGGAGCGGAGCUCGGAGCUGAUCCACUCCGGCGAGCUGACCCGCGUCGUUCGACACGGCAAGACGCAGCAGCGCAGCUUCUUCCUGUUCGACCACCAGCUGGCCUUCUGCAAAAAGGACGUCCUGCGCAGGGACCUGCUCCACUAUCGUGGACUGCUGGAUAUGGACCAGACGGAGGUGGUGGAUCUACCCGACGGCCGCGACCCCGAGCUGGGCCUGACGCUGAGGAACGCUCUGCGGCUUCGUCAAAGCUCGACGCUGGAGGGCGUGUGUGUCCUCUGCUGCAGGAAGGCUCAGGACAAGCAGAGGUGGUUACAGGCGUUUGCGAGGGAGCGGCGCAAGGUGCAGGAGGACCAAGAGAUGGGUAUAGAGAUCAGCAAAGAACAAAGACAGCAGGCCAUUUUCAACGCCAGGAAAGCCAAACGAGGGAAGAGCAAGGCUGUUAAUUACUCUGGCUCGGCGCUGCCGCACCACCAAAACCUCCACCCGCUUCACCAGCGCCACGUUACCGUCCCGACCAGUGUGCCUCAACAGCAAGUCUUCUCAUUGGCCGAGCCCCCCAAGAGGAAGACCUCCCACCUGUGGUACACCAUCACUCACAAUGCCUUUUUCAGAAAAUGACUCGUCUUCGUCUUCUGUCAAUUUGGACUCCGACCCUAAACCAUCCUAAAGACUCAGAUCACUUUAAAUUUUUUUUUUUAAAAAAAAAACUUUUCUCUGCCUGGAACCCACAACCUGUGAAUGUCUGAAUAUUUGUUGGAUUUUUUUUUUUUUGGUGCCUAAUGUGUGUCUCCUAAUGUGUGUCUCUGUUUCAUGUCAUAGUCCAGUGCCUACCAUUUUGAGAGGGGCACGCCAAAGGUGUUAAAAAAAGAAAAAGAAAAAUACUGAUUCCCUCCAUUUUGUCGGUGUUUAAAGAUGCUGCUUAUUAUGGUUUGAGAUCAUACCCCCCCCCUCCCCCCUCCGACAUGUCUUAAAAAUGCCUGCUGAAACUUUUGUUUUUUUGUUUUUGGUAAUUAUAAUAAUGAUGUAUAUUCUACUUUUGUCACGCUUAACAUGAUUUUAGGUUAUUCUAUGAAGGCUGGACCCUUUUUUUUUUGUUUUUUUUUUUUGUUUUUUGUGAGACUGCAAAUCUGUCCUCUGAGCAAACUAGCAGCCUUAAGCACAAGUUCAGCUGACUCACUCGCAUGCCCGCCCUGUUAACAAUGUAAA